Molecule: messenger RNA, 2526 nt
Organism: Bombus pascuorum
Lineage: Eukaryota; Metazoa; Arthropoda; Insecta; Hymenoptera; Apidae
Product: nose resistant to fluoxetine protein 6-like
Exons: 12
Coding region: 200-2521 (773 amino acids)
Molecular function (GO): acyltransferase activity, transferring groups other than amino-acyl groups
Source: RefSeq, a predicted model, not a curated record
UUCCUGGAAAAAGAUGGUUCCCUAUAGUUGAGUUAAACAUUGCAUUCAUAUUAUAGUAGCCAUAUUCUUGAUCGACCAUAGUAAAAAUCGUGCUACAACGUAUUUCACCGUAUAAGAGAAAAUAAUAGACGUCUCAGUUCGUAACCAUUUUUUUCAAUAGAGAUAUUCAAUAAUCCGAAUGUAAAUUUUACUCCAGAGCAUGCAGUAUAGAAACAUUUCGUCAUGGAUAUGGUUAUCGCUUUUAUUAACAACGAUUUACGUGCCGACACAAGGGACAUCGCUAGACCCAGUGACCAUGAGGCAAAUACUACCAGUAUACGCGGUUUUGGAAAAUGUCGAUCUUCUAAAUUCCAGCAGAUGUCGGACGGAGAUUGAUGAAUUUCGUAAUGCUGUUGACAACCAGAUACCUUGGGGUUUAAGAGUCCUGGACACCAGUGGCGUGCCACCCGGGGGAUUUAUGAGCGGGCACAAUUAUUGGUUAGGAGAUCGUAUGGGUUGCACCAUUCUUUCCCAAAAUCGCACGUUGUUUGUCUCGGAGGGGAAACGAAAGAACAAUACGAUAUAUCGCAACCCGAACCAGGAGCAUCCACCUUUUGAGCUCCGUUUUUUUAUUGGACGCAUGCGGCACAGUAGCAUUAUGCAAUAUCACCAAGAAGUACUAGAAGAAGACUUGAUUACGCUUGGACUUUGUUUACCGGCAUCCUGCACAAAAGGAGAGGUAGCCACGAUGCUAGAUAAAAUAUUGCACAACGAGACUCUUCACAUCGGCAAACUUUUUGCUAUACACUUUAGGCUCAUCGAAGUCACUGAUUUGGUGAAUGAUUAUCAAUGGCUACACUCUGCAAAGAUGAUCUCCAUCAUAGGAGUUUUGCUAUUGUUGUGUACUACCGUGACAGCAGCCACAGUAUACGAUUAUUUCGCCCAUCGAAACCGCGUAAACAGCGAAAAGGAAAUCGUUGCACUCAAAAAUGGAAAUACGAAGGGUAAGCGAUACAUACAAUUGGAGAACGCAACAGAAGGAAAAGGCAAAACCGAUUACGAUGAACUGGCACGCUCGGAAUCGAGGGAACAAAAUCGCAUGGCCCAAUAUCUGCUAUGUUUUUCACUCCUUAGACAUGUACAGCGAAUAUUUAAAGUACAAGAGGGUGCAAAGGCUUUGCGUAUAUUCCACGGUAUGAGAGUGUUGGGAACGCUAUGGGUAAUACUGGCACAUGUGAUCUUAUACGGAUGGGGUGCUAUGGCUAACAAAUCGCAUACGUACAUGAUGGUCGGCGAAGUAUCCUUACAAAUAGUAAAUAAUCCGACAUUCUCGGUGGACACGUUUUUCUUUAUGAGUGGUUUUCUGACGUCUUACAUUUUUCUGAAGGAAAAAGAAAAAAUGGAGAAAGUACCGUCUAUAACAGAAAGGGUGAAAAUGUUCCUUCAAAUAAUUAUGAAAAGAUAUAUUAGGCUCACACCUGCAUAUUUCGUCGUUAUACUCAUAGCGAUAUUGAAUUUUACCUGGCAUGAUCAUGCCUCAGCACUUCUUCCCUUUGAGCAUCCAAAUGCUAAGUGUUCCAAAUAUUGGUGGACUAAUAUCCUUUAUAUCAAUAACUUCUACAGGUGGGAUGAUCUAUGUCUCACAUGGAGUUGGUACCUGGCUAAUGAUAUGCAGUUCUUCAUAUUUGGUAUUUUUCUCCUAUUGUUAUCGAUCACGCAUUACAAUAUAGCUAAGGGUAUAGGAGUUGUUUCGCUAGUUUCGUCAAUAGCAUCCGUCGCUUAUAUAGGAUACACUCUUAAUUACGAGACUACCUUGGACGGACAAUAUAGCACUGGAACGUACCUUUAUAUACGACCGUGGUGUAGAAUAUCGCCUUACCUCAUAGGAAUGGCUACAUGUCACCUUCUUACCACAUGCAGCUACAAAUUACGGUUAUCGAAAAAAUUCUUAGUCCUUGGUUGGACCUUGGCAAUUCUGUGCAAUUGCUUGAUUCUAUUUAGUCCCGUGAACCAAAACGUGCCCUUAAACUUAGCCGUUCUUUAUUUGGCCCUCAGCAGAACGGGCUGGGCACUGGGUAUUGCCUGGCUGGUAGUUGCAUGCUCCACGAAUCAUGGCGGUAUCGUGAACAAAAUCUUGUCGCUGGAUUUUCUCGUCCCCUUUAGUAAACUAUCGUAUGCUGCUUAUCUCCUUAACCCUAUUUUUAUACUUUCGACUCUUUAUUCAAGUUAUUAUCCUUUCUACAUUGAUAACAUUACCUUCGUAAGUAUAAUGCAACUAUUUCAUUUGGACAAUUUCGAUAUAAUAUUACUAGUGUAUUCUGAAAUAACAAUUCUGUUUUUCAGGCUACCAUGUUCGUUACAAUGGCUGUUUGUAGUUUUAGUGCUUCUAUUCUGUUAUAUGCAGCAGUCGAAAUGCCGUUUAUGUCACUCCUGCGAUUGUAUAAUAGCGCACGAAGAAAAGUGUAGCGACAUACUUCUUCCUGAAUUAUUCGCGUUCGUUGUAAACGUAUUUAUGAUGGUGAAUAUUAUAACAAACGUAUAACAAUU